Messenger RNA from Stegodyphus dumicola, 1230 nucleotides. RefSeq names its product ADP-ribosylation factor-like protein 16. Lineage: Eukaryota; Metazoa; Arthropoda; Arachnida; Araneae; Eresidae. Gene Ontology annotation, molecular function: GTP binding; GTPase activity. The record is from RefSeq and is a predicted model, not a curated record.
AUCAUGAUAUGCUAAAUUUUAUUGCAAUUGCAGAAAAUGAAUCAAAAGCUCGUAUGCGGUUUAAUUUAACUGAAAAGAUGUUAUUACCUUGUGGCCCUCCACCUGAAAGAGCUGAAGAAUAAAAAUUAAAUUUUCUGGUACCUUGAUUCUUCAUUAUUAAACAGAAAAGAGAAAAUGAUUAUUUGUGUAGGUCCGAAAGGUGUAGGUAAAACUCUACUGCUUCGGAGAUUACAGCAAGAUGACAUAUACUGUGACCCAUAUGAUGGAAUAUUUUCUACUAUACCUACAGUUGGUGUUAACAUAGUUAAAAUACAAGUUUCUAAAAAAAGAUAUGUACAGAUUAGUGAAUUAGGUGGUUCAAUGGCUGCAAUAUGGCCAAUGCAUUUUGAUGGUUGUAAAAGUGUGAUUUAUGUUAUUGAUGUUGCAAAUACGCAGCAGAUCAGUUGUGCAUGUAUUCUUCUUCUUGAAAUGUUAAAAAAUACCUAUCUACAAGAUUCCAAAUUUAUCAUCAUCUUAAAUAAAUGUGAUGUUUCUUCCUCAGUUUGUAUUUCAGAAGUAAAAUAUUUAUUGAGAUUAGAUGAUAUAUCUGCACAUGCCUUGCAAGAUAUAAAAGUUAUUGAAAGCAGUUGUCUAACUGGGAAAGGUAUAAACGAAAUAAAACAAUGGCUGAAGGAGCUACCUCAUUGACUUAAUUCAUAUCUUUGUUUUUAAAAACUGAUUAAUGAAUUCAUGUUUUUUAGUUGAAAAAUAAAUGGUAUUUAUGUCAGUAAUUUUUAGCCAAGUAACUGUUAAUUACUUCUGUUUUUAUUAUGUACUUACCAAAAAAAGUUAUGCAUUAUACAAAUAACUAACUUACUAAUAGAAUUGUAAACAUAUACUAUGUGCACUCAUUUUUGUGUUAGUAAUGUGUAAAAAAAUUUUCUGUAAAUUUCAAUUGAUCUCUGUAAGGAUCACUUCCAGAUCAGUCUCCAAAGCACUAAAUUUUGUUGUUACGUCGUGGAACUUAAAUAAAUCCUUGGAAGUUAAAUAAGAUAACAUAGAAAUGAAAAUUUUCUUUAAAUUGGCUUCUGUAAAGCCAUCUCCUACUCUUUAAUGUAACUAACCAAAGAUGUAAUAAAUAUGUACAUUAACUUUCUAAAAUGGAUGAUUUACUUUAAUAUUUUGUGCUUUAUUAUUAGUAAUACUGAUUUUUUUUUUUUUAAAUCAUUCAAUAAAAUUUCAAAUGUAGCA